Suillus fuscotomentosus is the source of this 1414-nucleotide messenger RNA. RefSeq names its product major facilitator superfamily domain-containing protein. The record is from RefSeq and is a predicted model, not a curated record. Lineage: Eukaryota; Fungi; Basidiomycota; Agaricomycetes; Boletales; Suillaceae. Bases 1 to 1374 code for a protein of 457 amino acids. Gene Ontology annotation, molecular function: transmembrane transporter activity. The transcript is spliced from 7 exons. Gene Ontology annotation, biological process: transmembrane transport.
AUGAUUGUGCAGCAGAAUGACGAGGAGACACCUCUUCUGCAACAACCAGAGCACCCAACGGCCAAGACACCUCUUCCAUGGGAUCAAUUUUGGAUUCUACUGCUCUUGGAGAUGCCAGAAAUUCUUUCUUCUCGGACCCUCAACCCGUUUAUUCCUCAACUCAUCAGAGACAUUGGAGUCACUCACGGAGACGAAACCCAGGUUGGACACUACGCCGGCAUCCUUCAAUCAUCAUACUAUGCAGCUCAUACCCUGACUAUUUUUUAUUGGAGUCAACUGUCCGACCACAUCGGACGGAAGCCUGUAAUACUGAUAGCUCUAUCAGCAAUCUCUAUAUCGAUGUUUUCGUUUGGGCUGUCGAAGACCUUCUUCGCUCUGGUGGUCAGUCGUGUUGUCAGCGGAGCAUUUGAUGCGAGCGAUAGUAUGGCCAAGAGCAUGCUGAUGGACAUCACUGACGCAACCAAUAUGCCCAAGGCAUGCAGUUAUGUACCAAUCCCGUGGACGAUCGCAACUACAAUUGGAUCACUCAUCGGAGGAUCAUUCUCCCGACCAGCAGACAGAUUCCCUAACAUUUUUGGGCGAUCAGAACUCCUGAAAACCUACCCAUAUCUCCUGCCGUGCUCUAUUUCGGCAUUGUUUAUCUCGACAAUUUCGCUAGUCACGCAUACCCGUCUUAAAGAGAGCGUUUCUACCAAGACACCACUUUGGGAGCUCAUUAAAGGAGGAUUAUUCGGACAGUCAUACUCAAAGCCCCGCCAGCCAUUGAGCAAUGUUAUAGCUGAUCCUGGCGAAGUAAAAUCAAAGCCGCUUCCGCUGCGUGCUUUACUAACCUCAAAAGUGUUGAGCGUAACAGCGAGUUACGCCACCACAGGCCUGUUUCAAAUGGGAUUCAAUUCGAUCUUACCUGUUUUCUAUGCGACACCGAUUGAACUUGGUGGUCUUUCCUUUGACCCUCCUCGCAUAGGUGCUUUACUUGCGGCAUCAGGUAUCAUACAAGGCAUAUUCCAGCUACUUUUCUACACUCGUUUAAAUGAUCGCUUCGGUGCAAGAGCUGUCCACAUCAUCGGCAUCAGCUCCGGGAUACCCAUGGUCAUUUUAUUUCCAGUGACGAAUGCUCUGGCUCGAGCCUAUCGGAAUAGAGCAGCUGCUCCCAAUCGUGCCUCAGUCGGAGCAACCAACGGAAUUGCCCAGGUGGCUGUCGCAGUAGCAAGAAUCAUCGGCCCGGCGUCUGCAGCUUCGGUCUUCUCUUAUUCAUUGCAGGAAGGGCAUCAUGCAUGGUCGAUAUACUACUUCAUGAUCGCAGCUGUAUUUCUCGCUGUAGGUACUGCUUUAUCACUUCCCCGUGAUCCUAGUGUAUGGGAAGAUUCCCAAUAGCGAUUGACUGCGUGUUAGACUACUAUGUGUACAACAUUCC